Messenger RNA from Oryctolagus cuniculus (rabbit), 1557 nucleotides. The record is from RefSeq and is a predicted model, not a curated record. NCBI's taxonomy places the organism in Eukaryota, Metazoa, Chordata, Mammalia, Lagomorpha, Leporidae.
GACGGUUUGUUGAGCCUGUUAGUGCCCUCAGCUGAGACUCACGCCGCCGCCAUGUCCCACUACCUGUGCCCCCCGAACACAUCUCUGUUCGUCAGGAACGUGGCGGACGACACCAGGUCUGAAGAUUUACGGCGCGAGUUUGGUCGCUAUGGUCCUAUAGUUGAUGUGUAUGUUCCGCUUGAUUUCUACACUCGCCGUCCAAGAGGAUUUGCUUAUGUUCAAUUUGAGGAUGUUCGUGAUGCUGAAGAUGCUUUACAUAAUCUGGACAGAAAAUGGAUUUGUGGACGUCAGAUUGAAAUACAGUUUGCACAGGGAGAUCGGAAGACACCAAAUCAGAUGAAAGCCAAGGAAGGGAGGAAUGUGUACAGUUCUUCACGUUAUGAUGAUUAUGACAGAUACAGGCGUUCUAGAAGCCGAAGUUAUGAAAGAAGGAGAUCAAGAAGUCGGUCUUUUGAUUACAACUAUAGAAGAUCUUAUAGUCCUAGAAACAGACCGACUGGAAGACCUCGCCGUAGCAGAAGCCAUUCCGACAAUGAUAGACCAAACUGCAGCUGGAAUACCCAGUACAGUUCUGCUUACUACACUUCAAGAAAGAUCUGAAAGCGGAAAAAGAACCAAAGAAGGGCAGUUCAAGCGACCAAAGGGUGGGUGGAAGGUGCUGCAGUAUGAAUACUGUACGAAUAUUUUGACUCUGGUCUGAAAAGAUAAAAGAAUUAUCGAAAACUACAUGGAAUAAUUGAAGUCCCUUCAAGUUUGAAAGUAAGCAUUUUAGGACAAAUAAAAGGAAGUUCAACUUUGUACUUGUGGAAACUAAUCCCUAAAUAUGAAUAGGUUUAUAUUGAUUCAUGGGUAACAGGUCCAUAAUAAAUUAUUUGAAACUAGGAUGUCUGAAUAUCAAGGAAGACAGCCAUAGUCUCUUACAGUGCCUCUAUUGGUCUGUCUCAAACUGAAUUGGGUGGGAAAAGGUAUGGUCCAAUAUAAAUUUUUUCUGGAUUCUCCUUAAAAUUCCUCUUUAGCCAUUAUUGGCAAACUUUGCCUUUGUUUAUUCUGGUGCCAGUAUUUUCUGCUUAAUCAUUUGCUUCGUUGGCAUCUGAGUAUAUUUGCUUAAAUACCACAUACAGUUGACUUCUUUAACCACUUUUUCCCACGUAGAUUCCAAUUAUACUUGACAUCCAGCUGAGGGGGCCCAUCUCUUCUCACCUCUUUCCUAAUCAGUAUGUUCAGUGAAUAUUUAUUGAGCCCUUAACAGUGGGCAAAAUAUUGUACUAAGUAAUUGGAUAGAAAAAUAGAUAAUUCCCAUAUUCAAUAAAUGUCUACUGAGCACAAUCUUGUGUAUCAUUACAUAUGGCCUCACUGUUUUGUUUGAGGUGUAUUAUUUGUAACUAUAUUACACCAUUCACAUCUUAAUGUAAUUAUAAAACCCGAUAUACUAUCAAAGAUAAGUAAUUUUGUGGUUUAUCUGCCUUUUAAAAAGUAUCCAGUAUUUGUUUGCACCCCAUUAAUAAUGAAAAAAUGUUUCAAUCUGUAAUAAACUGAUUUAUUGUGCCGUUACUGUAA